Molecule: messenger RNA, 798 nt
Organism: Neodiprion fabricii
Lineage: Eukaryota; Metazoa; Arthropoda; Insecta; Hymenoptera; Diprionidae
Product: nuclear transcription factor Y subunit beta-like
Exons: 3
Coding region: 1-798 (265 amino acids)
Source: RefSeq, a predicted model, not a curated record
AUGAUGGACUCAAGGUCGCAAAAGGGGUGUGACCCGGCGGCGAUUUUAAGAUCACCUGCCCACGAGCACAUCAUAUCUCGAGACAAAAGGUUAACAUCGCUGAAUAGUUCAAAUUCACAACAACAACAAACUACGAAACAGACGAGCAAACAAGAAAAAAUGGAGGAAGAACUAAAACAGUUGCGUGAGAAGGUCGAUACAAUGAAAGAUCUGCAAAAAAUGGUGAAUGCCUUAUACGCUCAGCAACAGCAGAAUCCGAAGAUUUCUGAAGAGAUACAAGAAUUACGUAAGCAGAAUGAAUUGCAGCGUAUAGAAUUAGAAAAAAUUAAACAAAGUAGAAGUAGUCAACAAUCUAGUAAUGAAAGUAGUUUAAUCAGUAGGCUGGUAGAGAACUUGCAACAACUAAGAGUUGAUUUAAAACCCUUAGAAUUUUCAGAGGAAGAAGGAGUUAAUCCGAGAGAAUUCCUAGAAGAUGGUAAUCAAAGUUAUAAGAGUGACGCGAACAAAAUCCAAAACAACGCGGCUAAUCCAAACGUACAAAGUAUUCAGAGUCACGGUGAUGAUAAUCAAUAUUUACCAGUUGGACAUUCAACUUUUUCUCGUCAAACUUAUCAUCAACCGUUAACAGCAAAUUGGCAAAAUAAUCCACCAAAUAAUUAUCCGCAUUAUAAUCCAAAUAUGGUAUUUCCAAACACUCAGUAUCCUCCACCUGUAAUUAUAGAUGCUCAUAGGAAUAGCUUAGGUAACAACAAUAUAAAUAGAACAAAUGCAAAUCCAAGCAGGCAGCAUUUGAACUAA